Thermothelomyces thermophilus ATCC 42464 is the source of this 603-nucleotide messenger RNA. RefSeq lists its product as uncharacterized. Lineage: Eukaryota; Fungi; Ascomycota; Sordariomycetes; Sordariales; Chaetomiaceae. The transcript has a single exon. The coding region runs from base 1 to 603 and encodes 200 amino acids. The record is from RefSeq and is a predicted model, not a curated record.
AUGCCUUCUGCCAACACCAACAACCAUCGCCGCAGCACCUCCCGCGGCAACCCCCCUCUGCCCCCUCCCCCUCUCACCGCGGCCUCGUCAGUCUACUCACAACAGUCCAACGCCGCCUCCGUCCCUGUGUCCCGCCCCCGUCCCACCUCGUCAGCCUUCUUCCACCCCACGGCCACCUCCAACCCCUCCCUCAAUCGUCUCACCGCCCGCCAGUCCGGCGUCGGUAUCGACCAGAACCGAGAAGACGGCGCCGCCUACGCGCACGCCCCGGGCAGCAGCACCCCCGGCAAGUCCGGUAAUAAGCCCUCCUCCCCACGCUCGUCGUCGUCGUCUUCGACUUCCCUCCGGAACCAGGUCCUCCGCGUCGACGCCGCCUCCAUGCCCGCGGGAGCCAAGGUGGGGCUCUGGCUGAUGGGGACGACGCCGCGGAGGAUGGAGAAGGCGGCGCGGCAGCAGCAGGAGAGGCGGGCGCGGGAGCGGGAGGAGAAGCGGGCCCGGGGAGCGGCGAAGAACAUGAGGAGGAGCAAGAGCGAGGACGGGAGCGGCGGGGACGGCCGGUUGGGCGAGGAGUGGGAGAGGACGCUUGAGGGGGAGGGAGAGUGA